AUGAAUAUCGACAUCCCAAAGCUGGUCAAGGCCGCUGUGCCGGAUUCCGAAGGACGAAAUGCGCGCAUCGUCUCGGACAAUUGGAAUCGCCCCGUCCACAGAGAUCCUAACUUCCUGUCCAAGGACUUUCCAAGAGGUCGACCGAAGCUGUAUAUCAGUGCGGAAAGUGAAGAGUUUGACCAACUCACGCUAGACGAGUGGCGCGAUGAGGACUUCGAUGUGGAGUACCUCCCGAUGGGGGGCAACGCGAAAGAGUACCGCAACAAACUCCGAUCGUUGAGCAAAACCAAUAUGGGCCCUUCAUACGGAGAUGCCGCAGCUGCCUGUCUUGAACACUAUCAUGUCAUGGACAACAAUCCAGAGUUCAAGCUGGGUCUUCUCAUUGCCUACUACCCAACGGCGAUCCCCGAUCCCAAGGGCCACUUUCCUAGCAGCAUUUCCGCUCUUGUUCAUCUCGCCGCGGGGGAGGAGAUUGGUGUCACAAAACAGAGCCAGAUGGUGGGGAUUCAAGGGAAGCGACGCACGACCCGAAAAAGGGUGGAAAACGGCAUGGGAAUCGGAGGAAUGCUGCAGCUGGCGUAUCCGAGUUACACCUACGAUGCGGAGCCUGGUUUUGCAGAGCACGAUUUGGACGAGUACCAUCCAGUCUCGGCUGAAUUGGCAUGGAGCCGAAGCCUUGGUGCGGCGAAGAAGGCGUUCAAUAAUCAUGCCGACUUGGAGCUCGUGUUGGAGCAAAAUGUGCAGGCUUGCGAUGUCCCCAAUGAUCUCGGCGAAGCGGAUCAUGGCCCAAGACUCGAAGCUGACCUAUUUGCAGGCAAGUUCUUCACUCGCAACCUAAACCAAACCCUUUCAUCGUAUACAACACACAAGACCCCUCAUGUCACUCACAUUCCGACAUUGACCGGCGGAGUCGGAGCGCAAGAGCUGGAAGCCUUUUACAAGCAAUUCUUCAACAACCCCCCGUCAAUGAAACUUACGCUUAUUUCCCGCACUAUCGGGACUGAUCGUGUCGUUGAUGAGGUUCACGUCCGUUUCAAACACACGGAAGAGAUGCCAUGGAUUCUGCCAGGCGUCCCAGCAACGAACAAACGGGUCGAGGUGCUUGUUGUUAGCAUCGUUGGGCUGAGAGGAGGCAAACUCUACCACGAGCAUGUGUAUUGGGAUCAAGCGAGCGUGUUGGUGCAAGUUGGCUUGCUAGACCCGAAUCUUGUGCCAGAAGCAGGGCGCAAGAUUGGCGUUGAGAGACUCCCCGUUGUCGGUAGAGAAGCAGCAAGAAGAGUUCUGAGAGGGUGGGAUGACAAUGAAGGGGAGGCCGACAAUGAGCUUGUGCCGGGCUGGCAUGAAGAAGCGGUCGGAGAUGAAAAGACAGCCAAAGGCAAGCAAAACAGUGGAGGGACGACCAAGGACCAGAAAGGGGGUCAGAAGGAGGGACAUCCAGCCGCGAAGCCGUUAACGGAAAGGCCGAAGCCUACAACCAUUAUGUUGUAUUUACCGUUCGCGGGUGAUCUAUACAUCGGCAGCUCGAUGAUGCCAACACCAAUCGAUGGCAUUACAGCAGAAAAUAACCAGGUCGCUCCAGAGUACGUAAUCCUUGAUACAUCCAAUGUUAAUGUCGGCGUGUCGGGCUGCCUGCCCCGCAUCUCCACCCACCACAUCCCCCAAUGGGCAUCCCUCCUCCUUGGCUCCCUGCCCGAACCCAUGGCCGGACAAGUCUGGAUUCCUACAAAGUUCUCCCCGCUCCCGUCCGCUGAACCAACUGCAACCUUUCUUUCGAUUCAUUCACGGGAUAUACUUACGUCAGAAGACACCUUCGCCGUCACUCAUACACUUUGCUGCCGUCAACAGCGUCUGCUUGCUUCUCAACUUUUGACAUCCUCCUUCUCUACCUCAUCUAUUCGUCAAAAACCCGCCUUACCUGCCGCAUGGAUCGUUCAAGUCGGAAUCAAUUUGGUGGCAACACAUAUUGUUGCCUAUACUGCCAAAGAGUGCCCAGUAGCUCAAGUAUGCCGGAUAGACUCCUACUUCGUCAACGCCCACCGAGAAAAAUCCAAUUUACAAGUCCAUCGCUUGAAUCUAUUUGAGCCUCGCAUCCACAACCCUCGAAACUCCCGGAGAACAUGCCUCCCAACCGAUCUCUCUAAGCCGACUUGCCGCCAAUGCGCUGCCUCCGGCACCAAGUGCGACUACAAUAGCCGACUCAUUAGAUGGAGCACACGGCCAACUCCUCAUGUUCCUCCAGCCUACUGCAUCCCACGAAACGACUUGCACUUGACCGUUUACCUUGAAGUGUGCGAGCGGCGCGCUCUUGACUAUUUCCAUCUUCGCGUCUGGCCACUUCUCUCCACGGCAGAGGAACCGUGUGCUCCUCCGAGUUCGGUGGCUCUGGAGCACCGCGUCGUUUUGCUCGCUGCUUGUUUGCUGUCUGACUCUCACAGGCUCCUACAAGACGGUACGCACGACCACGAUUCUCUCAGCAAGAAGCGGCUGGAAUGCCUGGCUGCCGUUCGAACCGAGAUAGACCGCUGCUGCGUUGAGCCCAAGAGGGAUGGACCCACGACCGGGCUCUUAUUUGCCGUCAUCCUCUUGUACUUUGAUGACGGAUACAUGGGUUGCGUCCUCAAGUCAGCCUCGACCUCUAGUCAUUACAAUGGCAUCCUAGCUAUCCUCGAGCAUUUAGGUGGCAUCGAGGCCGUAGUGUCGACAGCCCCCGAGCCGCUGCACAUGCUGCUCUCAGAGUUCGCGACGACGGAUCUCACAACAUCCAUGAUUCAGGGUAAGCCUUCGGCAUUCCCUCCUGACGUGUGGCACCGGCUCGAUAAGGGCCCUGUUUGGUGGGGUCGUGACCCGUUGGGUAGAUGCUCCCUGGCGUCCGUCUUUCGCGAAAUUGCCAAGAUGGGCCUGUACCUACAAGCGACGACAAGCAUGGCCGAGGAUCUGUCUAUCGAGCGCAUCCGCGAAUUCGAAGCGUCCCUUCGUCCAGUCUAUGCGCCACUGACUGUCGCCGAUGCUGACGGCCAGAGCCCCUCCGAGGUAUCCGACUGCUCCACGUCUGCAACAGAAGCCGAGGCUGUACAUGCAUUCACCCUCGUCCGCAUCUUCCAACACACCGCCUUGCUGUACCUGUAUAGAGCCAUUUGUGGUCUUCCGACCCGUCACCCGCUUGUGCAGCAGCAUGUCAAAUCCUGUCUCGCUUGCAUAUUUGAGAUUCCUCGGGAGGCAAACAAUCUUAACUGCAUCGUCUUCCCGCUGUUCAUCGCCGGAGCCCACGUUUCAACGGCAGAAGAGCAAAAGGCCGUUCUUGACAUGGCUGACGUGAUAUACGAUGAUAUGCGAUUCGCUUCGAUCGACGCGGUCAAAGCUUUCUUCAAGACGAUUUGGCCGUCCAGAUCUGGGGAGAAGACCUGGCUUGAAAUUUUCAGCCAUCUCAGCCCACACGUCCUAGUGCUAUGA
Colletotrichum lupini is the source of this 3450-nucleotide messenger RNA. Its product is annotated as dienelactone hydrolase. NCBI's taxonomy places the organism in Eukaryota, Fungi, Ascomycota, Sordariomycetes, Glomerellales, Glomerellaceae. Gene Ontology annotation, biological process: polyketide metabolic process. The transcript has 9 exons. The coding region runs from base 1 to 3450 and encodes 1149 amino acids. The record is from RefSeq and is a predicted model, not a curated record.